This is a messenger RNA of Rotaria sp. Silwood2, 1164 nucleotides long. The record is from the annotation of a GenBank genome assembly. Lineage: Eukaryota; Metazoa; Rotifera; Eurotatoria; Philodinida; Philodinidae.
AUGCCACUCUUGACUGUGAUCGUCUUUUGCGCUACUAUUUUUCAUGCGCAAAGUAUAACGUACAACAUUACUAAUUCAACCGCGAGCUGGCAAACUAUUUUAACUAAUCUCAAAGCGGGUGACGUUGCUGUCAUGCGCUAUGGUAUCUAUACAACAGCGGGCUCUGGCUACUUCCAAUUAACUUUGAACGGUACUCUUACCAAGCCGAUUAUUAUCCAAGGUGCACCUAAUGAGUCACGCCCGAUUAUUCAGUGUGCUCAAAUCGGUGCAAGUGCUCAAAAUAUCAUGAAUAUUCAAGGUUCAAAUUUUAUGGUGAAAGGAAUAGCAUUUACCAAAGGUUCAAGAGGAAUUCGUGUCGGACCGGCUGUUACAACGAAUGCAAUUUUCGACAAUAUUUACAUUUACAACACCACUGGAACAGCAUUUUCAGCCAACGAUGCCGGCAAUGAAUAUGUUAAUAUAACAUUACGAAACAGUGAAAUAACAAAUACAAAUGCUAUGACUAAUACAACGGGUGAAUGCGUUUAUUUGGGAUGUACCAACGACACUUGCCGAAUUCGUGAUUCAGUCAUUGAUCACAACUACUGUCAUGAUACUCUUGGUUCCGUAGGAGGUUCAAGGGCUGGAUUCCAAGUCAAAUCUGGUUCAUACAAUGUUAUUAUUCGUAAUAAUGUUUGUUACAAAGUAGUUGGUCCUUGUAUUGUUGUUUAUGAUGAUUAUGAUCGUGGACGAAACUUGAUUGAUGGAAAUUUGGCAAUCAAUGCUGGAACAGCUGACCUUGGAAUACAAUGUACAUCGGGAGCAACAAUCACUAAUAAUAUUGUGAUUAAUGCCUGUGCCUCAAUUUACAAUAACGCUAUCAAUGGCAGUAUUAGUGCUACAGGCAUUCAAUUAUGUGGAACAUUCACAAUCGCUAACAAUGUAUUCUUGAAUGCUACAGCCAAUAACCUUUAUCCUGCUGUAAACUCUUCACUGAUCAAUAAAGGUGCGAAUCCACCGUAUCAAGCUCUUUAUGAUUACAAUGGUUUGGCGAGAUCCCUGGCAACACCAACUGUUGGGGCAUAUGAAUAUUCUACUACAAACAAUCCCGGCUGUGUGACAAAAAACAGUUUUAAAUGUGGUUCCUCUACAGCUGCUGUACCACAAUAUCCUCUAAUCCGUUAA